Molecule: messenger RNA, 1407 nt
Organism: Larimichthys crocea (large yellow croaker)
Lineage: Eukaryota; Metazoa; Chordata; Actinopteri; Sciaenidae
Gene: gpank1
Product: G patch domain and ankyrin repeats 1
Exons: 4
Coding region: 235-1278 (347 amino acids)
Molecular function (GO): protein binding; nucleic acid binding
Source: RefSeq, a predicted model, not a curated record
ACAGGUGGCAGCACUCACCUUUAGUGACGUAGCUAGUGUUGUUCACAAACAGGAAGAAAGGGGAAACACUGAGGAGGCUGUAACGUUAGCUUGGAGUAGUGGCUUCAUUAUUAAAGAAAUCAGGCACUUCUUCUUGAAGUUCACGUCGCUAUGUGGAUAAUUCCUGAAGCCACGUGGGUAAUGUAAAGUUAUUGAGGUCUUAUUGUGAUACUCAUAAAGCUACAGUCACUUGUUAUGGCUGCUUUAGGCUUUACUCCUGCCAGUGGGCAGGAUGUGUUUAGCAUUGACACAGGUGAACAGUCCAGCUCCACAUCAGGCUGUGUGCUCAGUGGGAAAGAGGCCAGGCACUUCUAUGAAAACCUGAUGAAAGAUGAUAAAGCGCACAGGAAAGAUGAUGGCAGAGGGCACAGCAGGAGAGUGAGGAGGAGAGGAAGAGCUGCAGAGAUGCACCGGGGUCAAACCAGCUCAGGUAGUAAUGAAAGUGAAGGCAGCCAAAGAAGAGAGACCUCAGAAAGCUCCAUGCAGCUCCUGGGUCUGAGGCUGCUCCGCUGUGCCCAUGAGGGGGACGUCUCCAGCCUCAGAGACCUGCUCUCAAAGGGGGCUGACAUCAACUUCCAGGACACUUACUUCUGGACGGCGGUGAUGUGUGCAAGCUGGUCAGGACAAAGAGCUGCGGUGAGGCUGCUGCUGCAACGUGAAGCGGCGUGGGUUGGAGUGGUUGAUACGCAGGGCAGGGAUGCCAGAGAUCUGGCACUGGAAGCUGGCCACAGUGACAUAUUGGAGGAGUUUGAGAGCUACGGGGAAAGUACACAGAGAGACAUACCGUCUGAUAACAGUGCCGCCCAGCGUCAGUGGUGCGAUGUGUGUUGUAACGAGUACAGCGGCGGCUUGUCAUCUCAUCUCUCCUCCACUCUACAUCAGUUCAGUUUGCAGCGUCCUCCACCCAGCCCCUACUACUGCCUCCCCCCGUCCAGCAACAGCUACAAAAUGAUGGUACGUUGUGGCUGGAAACCAGGGACAGGGCUGGGGCCAGAGGGAGAGGGGACAAAACAGCCAGUGUCAACUGUGCUGAAAAGAGACAAUGAAGGUCUGGGCUACGGACAGAUGAAAAGAGCCAAAGUUACACAUUUCCAAGCCAGGGAUCACGACGCAGUGAAACUACCAUCCAAGGAGAAAGAGAAGAGUGGAGGAAAAGGACAGAGGAAAGAAGAAAGUAGGAGAAAGGAGCAAAAAGAUAAGAACUGGGAAAGAGAUUUCCGUGCCUCUUUUUAUCUUUGACACCUGCACACAGUGACUUUUCUACACAUUUACGCAAAUUAUACCUGGUUUUGCUUUGUUUUUUAAUUGAGAGCAAUACAUGUAUUACAUGGAGUAUAAUACAAAUACCUUUACCCUACCUCAAGCUGA